Messenger RNA from Aspergillus luchuensis, 1122 nucleotides. RefSeq lists its product as uncharacterized. The record is from RefSeq and is a predicted model, not a curated record. Bases 1 to 1122 code for a protein of 373 amino acids. Lineage: Eukaryota; Fungi; Ascomycota; Eurotiomycetes; Eurotiales; Aspergillaceae. The transcript is spliced from 4 exons.
AUGCCUGUUACCGGUUGUGAGGAUCUUCGGCAGCACCUUCCGUGCAUCUCCAAUGGUCUUCCCCAAGCUUCUGCGAAAUACGCUGUGCGCUUCGAUCAGCCUGUCUCUAUGGUAACGGUUUCGGCGGAAAUCCCCUAUCGUGUGGUUUCACAGCCGUUAGUUGAUGGAACGCAUACUCUUGCGAACUCGCACAUCCCAAUGGAUGGGGCCGACGCGAACCAGACAAAGCCAGAGCCUAUGUGCCAGAACAACAGACUCCGACAGUCGAAUCGCACCGUAGCCAUGACAAGGAACGAUCAAGUCAAGCGCGCAACGUUGAGGCUCAAUCUAGACCUGCCAUGCCCGCUGAGCGAAUUGGUCAACCGCACGCCGCACAUCCCGGCUAGAGACAUGUGCGCCUGGGUACACCGUCCCGUCGAGACGCCACCAGGAGGCAUUGCAACGGCAUGGCAGGAUUUCACGCCCAAUGAAUUCACUCAUGCUAACGAUCAUCAGGCCAUCUCCAUCCUCACCGGACGGAGCUGGAAGAUGCAAACCCCCCACAUCCGUAAGCAGUACAAGACGCUCGCAGUGACGGAGAAACAAAUGCAUGCUGGAGCGCACCCGGGAUAUCGGUUCUCGCCGUCAACCAAGAAGAAACGAUCGCGGACUGCAAGAGCCCGUUCUCAGAAAUUGGUGUUGCGUUCGGAGGCGUUCCCCAAAGUCAACCGAAGCUCUCAGCCUCACGCUGGGUCUACGUCGUCGAACAAUGACCGCAUCAGUGGACCCUCCACAGGACCAUUCCUUGCAGAUGAGGAGACCCUUACCCAAAGCAUUCCAUCGAAUACAGGUGGUGUGGGAUCAUUGCCAAGUGCCGCCUCGGUGUGGUGGCAGGAGAUAAUUUACUCUCAGAUGGCCUCUACUGAGCAAGUCUCCGCAGGCACCCAACCUUGUUUCCCUGUCGUCACGGGGCAACCGGGGAUACCGAACUCUGCUUGCAUUGUUCCCCAAUCUGGAUGCCCUGGGCUCGAAGCUGUCAACGGUCAGUCUGCUUUCCUGACACUGUCUGUUACGUGUGAGGAUUGUAAGGUUGACGGGGAAUAUCGGUUGAGCCCCUCGAAGCUCCACCGUGAGUUUCGUUAA